GCCCCGCCGCAGCCGCCGCCGCGCUCGGCCCAGUCGCGCUGAGAGAGGCCGCGCCGAGCCGAGCGCCGCCGCCCGCCACCCGCACGACACUGUGACUGAUGAGAGUUAAAGGCCAUGGAUGAAGAUGGGCUUGAAUUGCAGCCGCAUGAGCCAAAUGCAUUUUUUGAUCCAACAGGAGCUGAUGCCACACAUAUGGACGGAGAUCAGAUUGUUGUGGAAGUACAGGAAACAGUGUUUGUUUCAGAUGUAGUCGACUCAGAUAUAACUGUGCAUAAUUUUGUUCCUGACGAUCCAGAUUCUGUAGUAAUCCAAGAUGUCAUUGAGGAUGUUGUCAUUGAGGAUGUUCAGUGCCCAGAUAUUAUGGAAGAGCCAGACGUAUCUGAAACUGUCAUUAUUCCUGAACAAGUGCUGGACACAGACGUGGCUGAAGAGGUUUCUUUGGCUCAUUGCACUGUCCCAGAUGAUGUUUUGGCUUCAGACAUAACAGCAGAAGCAAUGUCUAUACCAGAACAUGUACUGACGAGCGAGUCAAUGCAUGUACCUGAAGUUGGACAUGUAGAACAUGUAGUUCAUGAUAACGUUGAAGAAGCAGAUAUUGUCACCGAUACUCUGGGAACAGAUGUUGUUUCUGAAGAAGUCUUGGUGGCAGACUGUGCAUCGGAAGCAGUGAUCGAUGCCAACGGGAUCCCUGUGGAACAUCAAGACGAGAAGGGCAACUGUGAAGAUUACCUGAUGAUUUCUCUGGAUGAUGCUGGUAAGAUAGAACAUGAAGGUUCUGCUGAAAUUACCAUGGAAGCAGAGUCAGAAAGUGGAUCUUGUAAAGUGGAUGGCAUUUGUCCAGAAGUCAUCAAGGUCUAUAUAUUCAAAGCAGACCCUGGAGAAGAUGAUUUAGGGGGCACAGUAGACGUUGUGGAGAGCGAGCCAGAAAAUGAUCAUGCAGUUGGCUUACUUGAUCAAAAUAGCAGUAUUCGUAUUCCAAGGGAGAAAAUGGUUUACAUGACCGUAAAUGAUUCUCAGCACGAAGACGAAGAUUUAAAUGUUGCAGAAAUAGCCGAUGAGGUUUAUAUGGAAGUGAUAGUAGGAGAGGAAGAUGCAGCAGUCACCCACGAACAGCAAAUUGAUGACAAUGAGAUUAAAACUUUCAUGCCAAUAGCAUGGGCAGCAGCUUAUGGUAAUAAUAAUGAUGGCAUUGAAAGUCGGAAUGGCACUGCAAGUGCUCUUUUGCACAUAGAUGAGUCAGCGGGACUUGGGAGACUGGCAAAGCAAAAACCAAAGAAGAAAAGGAGACCUGAGUCCAGGCAGUAUCAAACAGCAAUAAUCAUUGGGCCCGAUGGUCAUCCACUGACAGUCUAUCCCUGCAUGAUUUGUGGAAAGAAAUUUAAAUCUAGAGGUUUCUUGAAAAGGCACAUGAAAAACCACCCGGAGCACCUUCUUACUAAGAAAAAGUACAGAUGCACAGACUGCGAUUACACUACGAAUAAGAAAAUAAGUUUACAUAACCACUUGGAGAGUCAUAAGCUGACCAACAAAACAGAAAAGCUUAUUGAGCGUGAUGAGUGUGGGAAAAGCUUCUCUCACACGGGAGCGUUAUUUGCGCACAAGAUGGUGCACAGGGACAAAGGAGUGAAUAAAAUGCACAAGUGCAAAUUCUGCGACUAUGAGACAGCAGAACAAGGAUUGCUAAGUCAUCACCUUUUAGCUGUCCACAGCAAGAACUUUCCUCAUAUUUGUGUGGAGUGUGGCAAGGGAUUUCGUCAUCCGUCGGAGCUGAAGAAGCACAUGCGAAUCCACACUGGUGAGAAACCAUACCAGUGCCAAUAUUGUGAAUACCGAUCUGCCGACUCUUCUAACUUGAAAACUCACGUAAAGACUAAACAUAGCAAGGAAACGUCGUCCAAGUGUGAUAUUUGUUUCCAGACUUUUUCAGAUACCAAAGAGCUACAGCAGCAUACGCUUAUGCAUCAAGAAAGCAAAACACAUCAGUGUUUGCAUUGUGACCAUAAGAGCUCAAACUCGAGUGAUCUGAAACGACAUAUAAUUUCAGUCCACACAAAAGACUAUCCCCAUAAGUGUGAUAUGUGUGAUAAAGGCUUUCACCGGCCUUCGGAACUGAAAAAACACGUGGCGGCUCACAAGGGUAAAAAAUUACACCAAUGCAGACAUUGUGACUUUAAGAUUGCAGAUCCGUUUAUUCUGAGUCGCCACAUACUCUCAGUUCACACAAAGGAUCUUCCAUUCAGGUGCAAGAGAUGUAGGAAGGGCUUUAGGCAACAAAACGAGCUGAAAAAACACAUGAAAACACACAGUGGCAGGAAAGUGUAUCAAUGCGAGUACUGUGAGUAUAGCACUACAGACGCCUCAGGCUUCAAACGGCAUGUUAUUUCCAUUCAUACAAAAGACUACCCUCACCGAUGUGAGUAUUGCAAGAAAGGUUUCCGAAGGCCUUCAGAGAAGAACCAGCACAUUAUGCGGCAUCAUAAAGAUGUUGGGCUGCCUUAAAGUCUCUUUCACAGACUUACGGCUGGAAUUGCAAAGGAAUUUUGCCUUUCGGGCAGUUAGCUUAUUUUAAAGCCAAUCACCUGCGAUCACACACACAGACACAGACACACACACACAGGAGAGAAAAAAGAAAAACCAACAAAAAAAUACCCCCAUACUGUGCAUUUGAUUUGUUGCUGUAUAAAAAUAGGAUUAUUGCUUCUAGUUGACUUUUAUACCUUUUGUUCAAUAGCGUGUUCUGAAUUCUAUUCAGUUUGUUUAAUAAAUGAAGAAAAGAUGGCAACAAUAAAGUUGCAUUUAAUAAAGUAAACCCUGUCUCUUAAUGAAUUUUUCAACCGUAAUAGCUUAAGUAUAUUUAUCUUACUGACCUCGUUGAUACUCACAGUGUCCAUGUUAAUGCAGUUUUGUUGUGAGUUUUAAAACUAUGAAAUUUCUCUUGCUGAAAUUGUCAGAGGUGUGUAUGAAAUGGGGAAUUGUAACGCUAAAGUCACUAGGGCCCACCUGAUUGUCUUGUUCUGACUAUACAGACUUUGUGGCAAGUUAACUGUGUUACCUUUAAGGAGUUACACGUCAGACGUUAUUGCGGGAAAGCUUCUGCAUUUUAAUUCAGGUUUCAAAGAUGAAAUUUUAAAAUGGUUUGGGGCAUUUUUAUUAUUUUUUAAUCGCAUUUAAAAGUACGCUCAAACAUGCUUGUUGUUCUGUGCUUCUUUGUCUCGGAAAGGUUUGCGUGUUAUAGAGGAGUUGGAUUUUACUUUCAGUUUACUGCCGGCUUGGUAUUGGAAACAUGAAAUACUGUUGUUCUGUUUGCAAAGUUGAUAGGUCGCAACUGUCUGUAUGUGCUGAUAAAUGUACCUCCGCUGUAAUGGCUUUAUGUAUGUUAGCAUUUCUUUGGAGGAACGGUGCGCUGUUUGAGUCACGUUUCUAUUCUGAGAUGACUUAAGAAUAAAAUUUAAGACCAAGAGGUGCCUUGAUUUUGGAAAUGAGAUGCUGACAUUGAGAGCUUCAGAGGGGUCGGAACGGGGCAGUUGCGUUCAUAAGGAGUAGAGGUGUUUUUGUGUAGCUGUCCUUCAUCAGAACAAUAACUUAGGGCAGUAGCAGAACUGUUUCUAAAUGGAAUGUUUUUCCUGAGCCAUCAGCAGCUGUGUUGAGCUGCUGUUUAUUAAUGAGUACGGCAUCCAGAAAUCAACCCAGUUCUUGUAGUCUGUUUAUAAACAGCUGGGAGAACAUUACAAUUAUUAUAUGCAAUUUUGCCACCUGAAGACUAUUACAAAGUACUGCUGUAUCAUUUGCUAAUUGCAGAGUAAAUAAAUGUACAAAGUGUGAAGUCAUGUACGUUAACAACAACCGCUGGGCAAAAAUAGAAAAAAGGAUUUAAUUAUAAGCCAGAUUUUAGGGCCCAGGCCCGCUCCCCUUUCUCAGAUCCCCCCUGAAGCUGCCAGCUGGCUGUGCAUUGCAGAAUUUGGACCCAAUUUGGAUAGAUUUGGAACUAACCGUUCACUAACUAAUGGGUUCAGGGCCCGUCCCAGUGCUUUCCCUUGUUUGUAGGCAGGCGAGUGUCCUGUUAAACAGGAAUUUCAGUAACCAUUUCGAGUUUGGGGCCAUAAAGGGACAAAGGUUUCCUCUCAGAUGUGCACCUUCUAAACGAUCUGUAUUAGGUUUUGUUACCGAAUCCUUGUGUUUCACCGUAAGCUUCAGUACUUGUGUCUGUUUCGCUGGUUCAGGAGAGCCUAAAGCCACGUCCCUGCCUUGUACAACGCUGCUGCUUUGGAUGCUGCCUACCAGUGCCCCCCGGGCUUGUGCCGCGUGUAGCCCCGCCAGCGGCUGCCCGUCACCCUUUGGUGCGUGGUGCUGCUCUGCGCCUUGGCUGAAAGCCGCGCUGCAGUCAGUGGAUGUUCUGUGUGGCCGUAGCUGUCCGCCUGUCGCCCACGGGUUGCCAAAUGAAAUGUGUUAAAACACACCGGAGGUUCUCCACGCGCGUCUCUUUACAGAGAGUCCCCUUCUUUGGCUUCCCCCCUCCUCGUACGUUCAGGCAUUUUCUCACUGGAAACCUGAGAAGUGUACAAAAUGUGCAUAAAUUCCCAUAGGAUUUUAGCCAUUUUUGACUUGAUUUUUUUUAAAUAAGCUGAAAGACAAAGAACACAAUUUUACACAUUUGUUUUCCUCUUAUGUAGCCUGGAAUCAUACUCACACCUUUAUUCUUUUUUUUUUUUUUUUUUUUUUUUAAGCACAAUGUCGAAAGUUUUUUUUCUUAAUUUUUUUUUUUUUUUAAAUAAUUGAGGGUUUUGUCAAGUGGAAUUUUGUAAAAUGUAUUUGUCUGUAUAAAGAGCAAAUGGAAAUAUAGUUAUUGUUAAUGUACUGACAUUAGUUACAGGUUAGUUUGAAUCCUUAAAUAAUUUGCUUAGCAAAUGCUAUGAAUGGAUGUUUCAGUUUAAUGUUUAAAAAAGGUACAGAUUUUUACAAGGACAUACUAUAAAUUAUUGUUCUGUAGAAAACCCCCCUGUUAAAUAUUGUAUACGUCCUUCCCUUCUGUACACUUUGUAAAAAAGACAAAAGGAAAAAAACGAAGUACAUAGAAUCAUAUAGGGAUGUGUGACAUUAUUGUAACUGUGUACUUGAUAAUAACGUGAAAAAAUAAAAUUCAAAGUAUUUUCCUGUUAA
This is a messenger RNA of Coturnix japonica (Japanese quail), 5157 nucleotides long. RefSeq names its product zinc finger protein X-linked (gene ZFX). Gene Ontology annotation, cellular component: nucleus. Gene Ontology annotation, biological process: regulation of hemopoiesis; regulation of transcription by RNA polymerase II. The record is from RefSeq and is a predicted model, not a curated record. Gene Ontology annotation, molecular function: RNA polymerase II cis-regulatory region sequence-specific DNA binding; DNA-binding transcription activator activity, RNA polymerase II-specific; metal ion binding. NCBI's taxonomy places the organism in Eukaryota, Metazoa, Chordata, Aves, Galliformes, Phasianidae.